AUGAGUCUUGCUAUUGAUGCUAUUAGAAAAAUCUCUCCAUGGAAGGAAAGUUGGACUAUUGAGGCUAAGAUCUUGACCAUUUGGGAAGAUGCUACCAUUGUUAAUCAAAAUGUGCAGAAACUCUUACACAUGGUCUUGAUGGAUAAGCAGCACCACAAAAUUCAAGCAACUAUUGAGGAUGAUUUGAUUUCAACUUUUAUUGAUCGGUUAAAAGAAGGAGAAGUAUUCAUUAUUUCCGACUUCAAAGUGAUACCCAAUCUUGGAUUGGUCAGGGUUACAAGACAUCGUUUUCGCAUCCUUUUCAAGUGUAGUACCUCUGUUGUUGCUGCUUCAAGUACAGUCAUACCCAACCCUGGUUUAAGUGUAACUUCUAUGGACCAGAUUCUUCAGAAGUGCAUUGAUUAUGAGUACUUAAUAGAUUUUAUUGGGGUGCUUUGUGGAUUGAAAAAGAGAAGGGAUGUUGAGUGUAAUGGAAAGAUAUUGAAAGUUCUGACCCUUGAAGUUUUUGCUGAUGGGAAGAAAAUCUCCUGCAAUUUUGUUGGUGAUUCUCCUGCUCUUUUAGAGAUGAAUACUUUGAAAAGGUACAAGAGACCACCUGUUGUAAUUCUGCAAUCUUUCAAGAUCAAAGUCAAUGGAGAUAAAGUCAGUCUCCAAAAUGUGAUCAAUAUUUCCCGAGUUUUGAUCAACCCUGAUAUGCAGGAAACUGUGAAUUUUCUGAAUCAAUAUGGUAUUGGGAGCCACCAUUUCAGUAGACUCUGUAGUAAUGAGGUUGGGGAUUUGGUAUGUGUAAGGGAUGAUGAAUCUUUUGAUUGGAAGCUAAUACGCACUAUUGAUAAUCUUAAGGCCAACAAUGAGGAUGGACAAUACUUUGUGGUUGGAAAAAUUAAGGAGAUUGUUGAAGAUCCGGAGUGGUGGUUUUUUUCUUGUGUUUGCGGUCAUCCUAUUGUAGGUGAUGACAAUGUGUUCUAUUGUCAGCUGUGCAGCAGAGAGAUUCAGCAUUUUAUGAUAAGUUACAGGAUUAAGAUACUUGUUGAAGACGGUACUUCUUGUGGAAUGUUUGUCUUGUUAGACAGCCCAGCCACUAAGCUAUUAGGGAGAACGUGUUCUGAUGUUUUUUUGUUGUUAGAAGAUGAAAUCGAUGAUGUUAGUUCUGAUUCGGCCUUUAGCCCAAUAUUUGAAGAUUUUUCUCGGUAUGGACAGCUUAGAUGUUAUGAGAACCAAGUCAUAUCUGGUGUUCGAAUAGAGCUGCAUAGCAUUAAAGAGAUUCUUGUUGACAUUCUUUGUGCUAAGAUGUAUUCUUCUGCAUCAAGAAAUGUUAAUAGCCAACUCACUCCUGCUGCUCCGGAUAAUCCCUGGCCAUUCAUGCUCUGUUUAUCGCUCUCCCUGUCUCCCAAAUUCUCAUUUCCAUAA
Arachis ipaensis is the source of this 1410-nucleotide messenger RNA. Its product is annotated as replication protein A 70 kDa DNA-binding subunit B-like. NCBI's taxonomy places the organism in Eukaryota, Viridiplantae, Streptophyta, Magnoliopsida, Fabales, Fabaceae. The record is from RefSeq and is a predicted model, not a curated record.